GCCGGCAAGAGUGCGUUUUACUUGAGCGAUCGGGAGAGCAGUGAGUACAGCACAAACUCCGCGCAACCAAAAGGAGACAAAACAAAAGUUCAACAAUCAUACCGUUCGCUUGCCGCGAUUCUCGUGGUAACCGUGUACGCACACCAACAAACGAAGCCUCACGAUCAAAGCGCCGUGCCGUGCGAUCGUGUCGCCAGCAGCUUCGCAGGGCGAGAGCGAGCGAGAUCGCAUAAGAACCACGUCGGCACGCUCGGUGACGUAGUGUGCGUGUGCCUGGGUGCACCAUACCUCGUUAUCGUCGUUUUCUUCGCCAUCGAACGCGAACGUUCACUCCACUCGCGGAAGUUCAGCGUUGCAGUUGAGGCGUUGCAGUCGAAGAGCUCCCGAACGAAGCGCAGUGCGCAACAGUUAUCUAGUUAACAUUCGUCAAACACCCGAGUGAUCUUUUUCGAGUGGAUCCCAUUUUUUUUGUUUGUUCGUUUCACUCAUUUGUUUAGUGCGCUUUUAUCGUGUUUUAUUCGUCUCUUGACUGUCGUGAUUAGGAAGGGCUAGAGUUUUUUUUGUUGUACGCUUUGUUAAAAAAACUGAAAGAUGUCGUCCAAAGUGCAAGAUACCCGCAACGGGAAUGCCACCACUCCAAGCAACACCAAUAACGACACCGAUGUGACACCGUCAAGCGCGGCGGCACUGUUGCCGCAUCUCGAAUCGCUCGACCGGAUGCUGAAACUGCCGGUGGUCGACGCAACCUGGCAGCAAACGCAGAACGUGUACGGCCGCGUGAAAGAUUCAAAUCCAUUGCUCAGUUGGGCGCUUGGGACGGCCGAAGAUGUUGUGUGCCGGGCGGUUACUAUCUCCGCACCGCUGGUGCAACGGCUCGAUCGCCCACUGCAGCUGGUAGACCAGACACUUGUCAAAGGCAUCGACAAGUUGGAAGUAAAUGCACCCAUCAUCAAGGAGCAACCGGCCGAGAUCUAUCAACAGGCACGUACCCGCGUCAUCGAAACAGUUAAGCCGCACAUCGAAAAGGUGUGUGAGCUGCGCUCAGCCUCACAGCAGCGGGCCGCUUCGCUGAAAGACCUUUCGUGGAAGAAAGCCAAUGAGGUGCUGGCAACCCAGUACGGUAGCCUGGCGGUAAACGGCGUGGAUACUACCGCUCAGCUUGCAGAACGAUUGCUUGACUACUACUUCCCCAAGGCGGAAACUGACGCCGAUGACGAUAACGGUAAGAAGUCGUCUUUUUUGUUGCCAAUCUCUGCCAAGGACGAUCCAGUGCUGCACACCGUCCAGACGGUCGGUCGUCUAUCGAACAAAGUGGCCCGCCGUGUCUACCGCACCGUUUCGAAGCAAGUGAAGUCGUUGCGAAAGGAAGAUGUACGGGAUUACGUUGCGACGCUCAUUGCCGUACUGCGCCUGACUCAGUAUCUGAACUUCAUCAACGAGAAACGGCAGUCGAUCGAAAGUGGAUCCUCGAGCCAAACGAAGGAAGCAACACUACCCACGGUUUCCAGCAGCUCCACCUCCGCAACUUCCGCCAGCACGUCGGACGUGGUGGCCACAACAAAGAACAGUAAAACGCUCCAGCAGGAACAGAACUGAGGGAGAGCGGCUAGCUCAAGGAAGCAAGCCCCGGAAUGUCAUAUUCCUUGGUUGUUGUAACAGUAAACUACAAUCAACGGGAAGCGUUCUUGGAGAGCUACUACCGAGAAUGAAAACAUGAUACCGUACCUCUCUCUCUCUCUCUCUCUCGUACUAACACUAACAACUUCCCUACGCCAGACAAUCUAUCAAUAUCCUUUCUUCCAGUAAGAGGUGGAACACGUACCAUGGGCCAGCCAAAGUUAGUGAUAGCGUUAUGCGCCCAGAUAGGCCUUUCUAUGACACAGUAGAUGUGAAAUAGAGACACACGGAACACGAACCGGGAUGGAAGAUAAACGAUUAGCAGCGCACUAGCAGUUAUCCUUAUAUUUGUUUGGUUUUUUCGAAAAUUUUAACGUAACGUAAAGCAAGUACCGUAUAUAUUACGUGCAAAGACAUUUAUGCGCACCGUAUAAAAAUCAUAAUGAGUGCGUGAGUGUGCGUGUUGCGGCGGAUUGGACUAGGGUCGCACACCCCAAAUACUUCUAUCCCCAUUUGCACCCGCCAAAACGUGCCAAAGUGUAAUGUUUCGUUCUUUCCCCUUCAUUUUACUGACCGCGGUCGUAUCGCUCUGAUGCCACCUGGUUGCCCGAGGGUGCUUUAUUAUUCGAUUACUGUGCGAUUAUUCUAUUAGUCUAUAUUUGUCAAUUUACAUUUGCCUACAUACUACUGGAUCGCUAGCGGGCGUCCCGCAAGCGAGAGCCCUGCAGCGCAGUAUGCUUAAGGAUCGACGCCGCGCACUGCAUGUCAUAGCGAAUGCACCCUUCUUUGUUAUUUGAAGGCCUUUAUGUGGAAUUAUGCAUGUGUUUAUAUUUUGUUCAAUUCUUUAUGUUUAUAAUAAAAAACGUAAUGCGAUUU
Molecule: messenger RNA, 2493 nt
Organism: Anopheles bellator
Lineage: Eukaryota; Metazoa; Arthropoda; Insecta; Diptera; Culicidae
Gene: Lsd-2
Product: lipid storage droplets surface-binding protein 2
Exons: 3
Coding region: 592-1596 (334 amino acids)
Biological process (GO): positive regulation of triglyceride storage; lipid storage
Cellular component (GO): lipid droplet; cytosol
Source: RefSeq, a predicted model, not a curated record